Molecule: messenger RNA, 1237 nt
Organism: Dacryopinax primogenitus
Lineage: Eukaryota; Fungi; Basidiomycota; Dacrymycetes; Dacrymycetales; Dacrymycetaceae
Product: developmentally regulated GTP binding protein 1
Exons: 7
Coding region: 79-1185 (368 amino acids)
Biological process (GO): cytoplasmic translation
Cellular component (GO): cytoplasm
Molecular function (GO): GTP binding; GTPase activity
Source: RefSeq, a predicted model, not a curated record
GGUAUAUCACCUAGACAGUCCUACUCUUCCUUCUUCUCUGGCUGGCUGCGUGUGAGAUAUACAGAAAGAUAGUACAAGAUGACGACCGUGCAGAAAAUCAAGGAGAUAGAAGAUGAGAUGGCAAGAACGCAGAAGAACAAGGCCACUUCAUACCAUUUAGGCCUCCUCAAAGCCAAGCUCGCUAAGCUUCGACGUGAGCUAAUCGACCCCAAGACUGGAGGUGGAGGAGGCGGAGGGCUCGGGUUCGACGUCGCAAGGACUGGUAUUGCCAGUGUUGGAUUCGUUGGCUUCCCAUCUGUGGGAAAGUCGACAUUGAUGACCAAGUUGACGGGCACUUUUUCUGAAGUUGCAGAGUAUGCGUUCACGACUUUGACAACAGUACCGGGUACCUUGAAGGUACAUGGUGCACCGAUACAAAUAUUAGAUCUGCCUGGUAUUAUUGAAGGAGCGGCUGAUGGUCGAGGUCGAGGAAAGCAAGUCAUCGCCGUAGCGCGAACAUGCAACCUCAUAUUCAUUGUGCUCGACGUGCUGAAGCCACUGGGUGACAAGAAGAUUAUCGAGGGCGAAUUGGAAGGAUUUGGGAUUCGGCUCAACAAGAAACCGCCAAAUAUUACUGUGAGGAAGAAGGACAAGGGCGGGAUCGCUAUCAGCAAUACUGUUCCCCUGACGAACCUGGAUCAAGAUGAAAUCAAGGCCAUUUUGGCAGAGUAUAAGAUGUCCAAUUGCGAUAUUGUCGUCCGAGAGCCUAACGCAACGCCGGAAGACCUCAUUGAUGUCAUCGAAGGCAACCGAGUGUAUAUACCGGCAAUCUACGUACUCAACAAGAUCGACGCAAUAUCUAUUGAAGAGUUGAACCUGCUUUACAAAAUCCCGAAUUCCGUGCCUGUCUCUUCACGGGAAUGGAUGAACGUUGACGAGCUCCUUGACGUCAUGUGGGACAAGCUUGACCUGGUGCGCGUGUAUACGAAGCCUCGAGGUUUAGCACCGGAUUACAGUGAACCUGUCGUCCUCCGACGGGGAAAAUCAUCAGUAGAAGACUUUUGCAACGCCAUUCAUAAGGAAAUCGCUAAGCAACUGAAGUAUGCGUUGGUUUGGGGAGCUAGUGCCAAGCAUGCGAGAGGACAAAAGGUCGGGCUGGAACAUAUUUUGGAAGACGAGGAUGUCGUUUGUAUCUAUAAGAAAUAGAUUCCUCAUUCAUGUAUCCAUUAUUAUGAUUUGAUGUACAACCAUGAUAAAC